CGUUGUCUCACUGCUGCACGUUUGAGCCUCUUGUUGUCUCGGCACCACUCGUGACGAACCCCCCAGAGCUCUUAGAGCAGGCUUGACGUUCGAGUCGAGCAUCCAUACAUACGUGCAGAGAUUCCUCGUCCCCUGUUCACUUCAGUAUCACCAUGAAAGCCUUCACUGUGGCCUUCGCGGCGGCUUACCUCUUGCCCGGCGCGCUGGCUUGGGGUGCAGCCGGCCACGAGAUUGUCGCUACUAUCGCUCAAAUUCACCUUCAUCCUUCUACCCGUCAAAGGCUCUGUGAGAUCCUCCCUGAACGGUCGAAAUGUCACUUGGCGACCGUAGCUGCGUGGGCAGAUACGGUCAGGAGGUAUUAUCCUGAGACGGCACCUAUGCACUAUAUCAAUCCCAUGUCGGAUCACCCAUCCGAUCAUUGUGAAUACGGAGAGCACGGCUGGUUGAACGAAGACGUCAAUGUCUUGACGGGGAUCAUGAAUGAAACGGCGAGAAUCAUGGCUGGGCAGGGUGAUAUCCCAUUGCGGUUCCUCGUCCACUUCAUGGGUGACAUGCACCAGCCCCUGCAUUUGACAGGUCGAGACAAGGGAGGCAAUGGCGCCAUGUUCCUGUUUGAAGGGCAUCAGCGAAAUCUCCACUCCGUUUGGGACUCUGGCCUCAUCACCAAGAAGAUCCGAGAGAUCAGUAACUACACCAGUCCUCUCCCUUCGCGCCAGAUCGAGGACGCGCUCCCCGGAGCCAUUUUUGACCCCUACGUCCGUUGGAUAGUCUGGGAAGGAAUCCGUCAAUGGUGGCGGGAUGAGCUUCCCGAAUGGCUCACUUGUCCAGCGGAUGGGGAUCCAUUCCCUCAUUCGUCCAUCUCUGAUAUCCCCGCUUCGACGCCCGACUAUUUGAAGAACAGAAUCUCCAGGACGGCGUUUUCAGCACUCAACGCGGUCCUUCCUGCUUGGAUCACCAUCCCAUUUCAGCUCAAGUAUCCAGUACAGAUGCACGAAACGCAUGGAUUUGCAGAUCAAUUGCUGUCAACGCAUCCUGCCAUCUUGAACGGAUCAGUCGUGUCGACUCUGAGCCCAGAUCCUCAAUUGAUCAAACCCGUCAUACCUGCCUGUCCGUUUUCUUGGUCGAAACCGAUCCAUCAACUCAACUGCGAUAUCGUCUGGCCUAAAAACUAUGUCCCAGGGAGACACAUUGAGCUGGAUACGAAAGAUUACCUGGGUAGAAUCGACAGUGAAAAGACCUUGGAAAAGCUCUUAGCAAUGGGUGGAAUCAGGUUAGCUUCUAUCCUCAAUACCAUCUUGGGAGACGAGACGGCCGCUCUCAACCUUGCUUACUAGGUCUCUUUAACGUUUGUACACGUCCUAGUCAGCCGAAUAGGUCGGUGCCUAAAUCAUGUAUAAGUAUGGAUCU
Kockovaella imperatae is the source of this 1407-nucleotide messenger RNA. Its product is annotated as phospholipase C/P1 nuclease domain-containing protein. The record is from RefSeq and is a predicted model, not a curated record. The transcript has 7 exons. Gene Ontology annotation, biological process: DNA catabolic process. Lineage: Eukaryota; Fungi; Basidiomycota; Tremellomycetes; Tremellales; Cuniculitremaceae. Gene Ontology annotation, molecular function: nucleic acid binding; endonuclease activity. Bases 153 to 1334 code for a protein of 393 amino acids.